Molecule: messenger RNA, 343 nt
Organism: Sinocyclocheilus rhinocerous
Lineage: Eukaryota; Metazoa; Chordata; Actinopteri; Cypriniformes; Cyprinidae
Gene: sptssb
Product: serine palmitoyltransferase, small subunit B
Exons: 1
Coding region: 1-243 (80 amino acids)
Biological process (GO): ceramide biosynthetic process; endoplasmic reticulum organization
Cellular component (GO): serine palmitoyltransferase complex
Molecular function (GO): serine C-palmitoyltransferase activity
Source: RefSeq, a predicted model, not a curated record
AUGGAUAUGAAGAACAUGAGAGAGUUUAUGGGCUGGCUGUACUAUCAGUACCUGCUCAUCACAGGCAUCUAUGUGCUGGAGCCGUGGGAGCAGUCCAUCUUCAACACGCUCCUCUUCACUAUGGUGGCCAUGGUCAUUUACACCUCCUAUGUGUUUGUGCCUAUCCACGUGCGGCUGGCGCUGGAGUUCUUCUCUGAGCUGGUCCGAGGGCAACCGGAGAGCACAGUGGCCCUCAUGAACUAACGACGAAGGAAAGACGUUUUUAUUGACCUGCUGUGAGAUAACUGGCUUGAAAACUCUUGGUUAUUUUCUACUCGGGAACAAACAAGCCAGGUGAAAUGAG